AGCAUAUAAGGCGCUUGCUUCCCUUGCUACUGCUGUAGUAAAGGGACACUUCCGCCUCCUCAGGGUCCAACGUCUGUCUAGCUUUUACAAUGAGCACAAUGUCCGACGAGGCCGAAGGAACGAAAUCAUUGGAAGAACAGGAAAUGGAUGAUACAGUUGUUAGUCCAGAGAAAGCAGAGGCCAAAUUGAAAGCCAGGUACGGCAGUCUUGGAGCCAAACCCGGAGGAUCGGAUUUCCUGCGAAAAAGACUUCAGAAAGGGCCCAAGUAUUUUGAUUCUGGAGACUACAACAUGGCCCAGGACAAAAUGAAGAAAAAGCAGUUGCCUUCAGCUCUGACGGAGAAGUCCGAGAUCACCGGCGGUCACAUCCCGACGCCUCAGGACCUGCCUCAGAGGAAGAGCACCAUAGUGACAAGCAAACUGGCUAGCUGAACAGCUUUAUUAUCAUUAUUAUCAUUCCUGCUUUCAGAUAUGUGCCUCAGUUGAAUCGUUAAAGACAAAUCCUCAUGUGGAGUCAUCCUUUUGUUUUAUUCGUCAAAGGUUUUUCCUCACGCUUAUAUAACAGUCAUUCUUUCAAAGUAUUCACAGACCGGUUGCAUACAAUUGUUAAUGGGUUUUGUUGACGAUGGUCUGCGAAGACUUGAAGCGUGGUCUCCGGAUCACCCAACUUCCCAAAUGGCCUUAAUUGAAGUAAACUGUAUUUCUUUAGCAAUAUUUGAUGUCAGAUUCGCUUGAGUCGGUUUGGAUUUUAUUGAAGGAAGGUGUGCAUGUGCACUCUGUGCCUUUUGUUUUGUAAAUAAAAUAUUUUUUGCACAAUA
This is a messenger RNA of Syngnathus typhle (broad-nosed pipefish), 817 nucleotides long. RefSeq names its product cAMP-regulated phosphoprotein 19-like. Gene Ontology annotation, molecular function: protein phosphatase inhibitor activity. The coding region runs from base 90 to 431 and encodes 113 amino acids. Gene Ontology annotation, cellular component: cytoplasm. The record is from RefSeq and is a predicted model, not a curated record. The transcript has 3 exons. Lineage: Eukaryota; Metazoa; Chordata; Actinopteri; Syngnathiformes; Syngnathidae.